Molecule: messenger RNA, 2962 nt
Organism: Vitrella brassicaformis
Lineage: Eukaryota; Vitrellaceae
Source: the annotation of a GenBank genome assembly
CGAGCUAAUGCGGUGAGCUUUAUGCGGUGAGCUUUUGCAAGUGUCAAUCCCAAUAAGCCAACCAAAUGUCUGCUUGUCAUCCCUACAACGUAUUGUGCAGAGACGCUAUUAACAGCCCUCUCCUGCACUGAUGGCAACUAGAUACAGCAGCCGAGGCAGCAGCCGUCCGUGACAGCUUAUGUAUUACAUGAUCGAUCACACACAGGCGACGUGCGUGUCGCGGCAACCGGGCGGCUUGUGUGUCACACCCUGUCUCUCACUCACCUAUGUCGCAGCAUUGCGCCGCCGAACGCACAGCUUGCGGUCGUCGAGGCUGAGCGUGUAUGGUCCUCCGCUGAGGUUGAAGCCCGCCUGCUGAGGCAUGAAACGCCGCCGAAACUCGACCACCAGCUGUUCGUCAUCAAUUAUAUGCACAACGGUGCUCUUGUGGUCCUCUUAUUCAGUCAGCUCAGCACAUCCACAUUGCCAACCAGGAAGUAUCUGGAUGUGUCCGGUGUGGAAGUACAGCGCACCGUGAGUUUUCCCAUAAAUGAGGCGACCAUGGCGAUCACAUGGUAAUAGAAUAGGUCGAAGUCGAAUUCGUCAUCCUCCACAUUACCUGGAGUGAACACACACAAACAUGGCCAUACACAGAUUCCACGCCCCUACGGCUGACUCCCCCCUCACCAAACACAUUGACAGUCACUUCCCCUAUCGAUGGGAUGUCGUACGACGGGCCCCACAUACAAGGGCUGUCAUGAGUGUCCGGAGCCGCCGUGAGCUCGGCUGUCGACAGGUUUAGUUCUAUGUCCAGGGUUUUCUCCACCUUAUUGCUGACCAGCACCGUCUGCAGCUGCUCGAGGAAACGCCAUACCUCAUCAGCAGGCCAUUCCAGGGGGUGAAAGUAUUCAUCAUCUCCUGCCUUGACGAACGACAGGCUGGGCAUGUUGGAGGCGAUCUCGACUGCGCGUGACACGUUGGCCUCAUCGUCGAGGGCAUCAUUGAAGAGCUGCAGAGUAUCCGCGUCAGGGAAUGUGUUGUCACUGAUUGCUGCAGGGAUGGCCUCGGUACUCCCGCAGUAGGCAACGGUGUGGGCGACCUUGGCGAAUCCGUCAAUGAUCUUCUGCAUGGUGGGACUGCCGCUGCUGCGGCUGCGGGAGACGAGCUCCACGGCGAUCUUCCCGCAUUGAAGCUGACCAAGGUCCUCCGAUAUCGCUGCAGGAUGCGCGACAGCGUCACUGCAGAAAACAAUGACACAGAAAGUCAUACUGGCGAUGUGAUCUUCCCUGUCUUUGUGCCCCCACAUGAAUUGUGCCGUCUCCCGCAAUUUUUCCCGGUAUGGGGCUGCAUCCCACAGAGAAUCACCUAUGUCGAUCCCGAGUUCGCGAAUGGACCGGCUGACGCCCCUCGCCACCAUCACCUCACGCAGCCUGUCGAUCUCGGCGUGGGAGACAUACUCAUCCAUCCGGAUGCCGCGCAGUGUGCGAAGGGCUUUCAGCGACUUCCCGUCGGCGGGCAGCCCUCUUAGCGCAUCGGCCAUCUGGUCAGCGUCCCAGCGGACAUUGUCCAGCACUUCUAUGGCUUCACAAUCGGUCAGCCAUGUCUCCCCGGCAUCCACGUCGCACGGAGACGCGUCGAUGAUGAUCGUCUUGACUGCGGGUGCAUACCAUUUCCGGCCUAGACGAGCCGACAGAUACUCCCAAGGCGUGUUGUCGAUCGUCUUGAGUGCCGGCAAGUGGACGAGGGCGGUGGGGAUAGGGGGCAGGUCAGAUGUGGGGUCGAGGUCGGGGUCGUAAAUGCUGUCAGCGACCACGAUGCUAUCGUCGAGGUCGACGGCCUCGAAUGACAGCACCUCCAGUGUGCCCUCGUCAGCCGACUGAUUCCCUUGCCCUGCCACCGCCGGAGCAGCCGCUGUCCCCUGCCCUCCGUCCCUCUCUCGUCUCUUCUUCUCUGCGAUGGCCGCCCGCCCGAUGGCGUGUCCCUCCACCAGUGCCACCCAGGUCCCGCGACGCCAGACCAUGAUGGUCCAUCCGGGAUGGCGGUGUUUGAUCUCUCGCACGUUGGUCGCCCUCUCGCCCCAGUUGUGUGCCACGGCCAGCGGCAUGGUCUCCCACAUGCGCCGCGCCGUGUCGUCCUUACAGUCGAUGACCAGGUGGGUGUAGUUGGCGGCCGACUGAUGGAAGAGGGGCGUGCCGAGACGCCGGCGGUGGCGCGUCAGCUCCCAGUGCUGCAGGUGGCCGAACACGUUGGCCAACUCGUCACGCGACAGCCGACGACGGGCCUGAAGUGACAAUUAACAUGACAUCAAAUAAGGUCAAGAUGCUUUAGAUGUAUCAGAUCUGUCAUGGUGUCGGCCUGACCGGCCCUUGGUGGUUGACAGGUGGAGCGUUGCCGCUUUGAUGGAUCAGACGAUAGGACGGACCACUGGCCCCAGGCGCCUGCAAUGCAAUAAGACAACAUGACAGCCACAACAACGCAGAGGGCGGAUCCAUGGUCAGCUGCCGAUGGAUGGCCACCCACCUCACCCCACUGUGGCUCUGUGUGUGCCGCCCCCGAUGCGGCAGCGGCCUCGGUGGUCGACGUGUGUGCAUCUACAGCUACAGCACUUGUGAGGCUGGGCUCUCUCUGCUGGAGCUUCUUGGGAAGAGUAUCCAGGAGGCAGGCCACGGAAUCCAGCUGAUAACUCAACGCCAACCCCACUGGCGACGAUGCCUGAAAGCAGCCAGGAAAGGCCCCUCUGGCAUGGACGCCUCAGUCAAUGAGCUUACCUGUGCGGUGAUGGCGGCUUGGUCUUGGUCGAGGAGGCGUGAUAAGCCAUCCCUCACAGCACGGGCAUUCGCAACCAACUGGCAACAGAAAUGCACAGUCACUGUGGAAUGCCCUUUCCUCCGCUGCAAUUCCGUGCGCGUGCAUCUCACCUCCUUAUUGGGGUCCAUGGAAUCAGCCUCGGAAAUCAACCGCGUGUUUGUGCAGAGGGAGUUCG